UCCUCGGCGAAAUGUUCGCGCAAUAAUGAGUAUCCGAUAAUAUUUCCUCAUUUACUAAGUCGAAAUUUUAUGAUAUCUACAUAUACAGUUAUUUAUUUUUCUGUUUCCUCCCCAAAUACGUAGCUCCUACGUAGGCUGUGGUACGGGCACGCGCAUUCUGUUACUAGGCAGAUCCUCGCGAAACAUGGCGGCGACUGGGAACGAAGCUGAGGCGCUGCUAGCCGAUAUCAAGGAGGAGGACGAGGAGGAGGAAGAAGAAGAGAUGGAGCGAGAAAUAGAGUCGGGAGAAGGAGAGGAAGAUGAAGAGGCCAUGGGCGCUGAGAACUCCGAAGACGAAGCGGACGACGACGACGACACGUCCGAGGACGAGCGGGAAAACGAGGCAGAGAUCCAGCGCCUGGAGGAGCAGCUGUCAAUCAAUGCAUUUGAUUACAAUUGCCACGUCGACCUGAUCAAGCUGUUGAGGCAGGAGGGGAAGCUGUACAGACUGCGCAAGGCCAGGCAGAAGAUGAGCGAGCUGUUCCCGCUUACCGAAGAGAUCUGGCUGGACUGGCUGAAGGAUGAAAUCGGCCUGACCGAGGGCGACGUGGCGGAGCGCGAGAAGAUCUACGAGCUCUUUGAGAAAGCCAUAAAAGACUACAUCUGUCCCGAUAUCUGGUUGGAGUUUGCUCAGUACUCUAUAGGCGGCAUGGGGGCUGCCGGAGGCAUCGACCGAGUGCGCGCCAUCUUCGAGAGGGCUCUGACAGCCGUCGGUUUGCACAUGACCAAAGGAGCUGCGCUCUGGGAGGCGUUCCGGGAGUUCGAGAUCGCCAUUCUGUCCACCCUCCAGCCUCCUCCUGGCAGUGUCUCGAGUCCUGAGCAACAGGAGCAGCUGAAUGUGCAGCUUGAAAGAAUUCACACUCUCUUCAGAAGGCAGCUCGCAAUACCUCUAAUGGAUAUGGAGAGCACAUACACUGAAUACUCAGAUUGGACAGAUGAGGGUAUACCGGCGAUGGUCACACAGCACUACAAGAAAGCUCUGCAGCAGCUGGAGAGUCACAGGCCUUACGAAGAGGCUCUGUUGAUGUCCGAGCCGCCGAAGCUGGCCGAGUAUCAGACUUACAUCGAGUACGAGAUGAAGGAGGGAGACCCCGCUCGAGUUCAGAUCAUCUUCGAGAGAGCGCUGGCGGAGAAUUGCUUAGUUCCAGACCUUUGGGCCAAAUACACAAUCUAUCUGGAUCGCCAGUUGAAGAUCAAGGAGCUGGUGUUGUCCUGUCAUGAACGGGCGGUCCGGAACUGCCCCUGGACCAUGGGCUUGUGGAAGAGCUACCUGGUGGCUCUGGAGAGACACAGCGCAGAGCAUCACAUAGUCUCUGAUGUGUUUGAAAAGGCGCUGAAUGCAGGCUUCAUCCAGGCCACUGAUUACGUGGAGAUCUGGCAGUCGUACCUGGACUACCUGAGACGGCGUGUCGAUUUUAGCAAAGAGGGGAGCAGAGAGCUGGAGGAGCUGCGGGCGGCCUUCACACGCGCUCUGGACUACCUGAAGCAAGACGUGGAGGAACGGUUUACUGAGAGUGGCGACCUGUCCUGUACAAUAAUGCAAGUCUGGGCCAGGAUAGAGGCUUUGCACUGUAAGAAUAUGCAGAAAGCACGAGAACUGUGGGACAGCAUUAUGACAAAAGGGAAUGCCAAGUACGCCAACAUGUGGCUCGAGUAUUACAAUCUGGAGAGGUCCUAUGGAGACGCAGCACAUUGUCGGAAAGCCCUUCACCGAGCAGUGCAGUGCACCUCGGAUUAUCCAGAGCACGUGUGUGACGUUCUUCUCACUUUUGAGAGGGUCGAGGGUUCUCUGGAGGACUGGGACACUGCUGUCCAGAAGACAGAGACUAGACUGAACCGAGUGAAUGAGCAGAGAGCGAAGGCAGCAGAGAAGGAGGCUGUGCUGUUCCAGCAAGAAGAAGAUCGAUUCGAACAGCGGCGUAAAGCCAAGGCCGAGAAGAAAGUGCAGAAAAAGGGCCAGAAAACCAACAGGACUGGAGACAAGAGGAAGGCAGAAGACGUGGAUGAAGACGAAUGGGGAGAGGAGACGGAGCAUAAGAGACAUAAAGGUGAAGAGAAUGUCCAAGAGGAGCAGAUGGAAACCGAAAGCGGGUCGUUCCGGCGGCGCGCUGCUCCGCAACCCACAAUCGGUGCACCAUCCAUCUGGAAAAACCAGCAGUCGGCGACGGAAACGAGAAACACGACGCCCCGGGUGCCGGACGACCGAAACGACUCGAGCAGCGUGUUUGUCAGUAAUUUGGCCUUUAACCUGGAAGACCCAGAGGGCAAAAUGAGGGCUGCGUUCGGAAGUUGCGGCACCGUCGUGCAGGUGCGACCCGUGUUCACGCCGAAGGGCGCGUUCCGUGGAUACUGCUACGUGCAGUUCGAAGAUGAGCUGGUCGCUCGCGACGCGCUAAAGCUCGACAGGCACGAAGUGGACGGACGGCCCAUGUUUGUGUCUCCCUGCGUGGACAAGAGCAAGAACCCUGACUUUAAGGUUUUCAAAUACAACACCUCAAUGGAGAAGCACAAAAUCUUCAUCUCAGGGCUGCCUUUCUCCUGCACCGCCGAGAAGCUGGAGGAGCUGUGCAAGGAGCACGGCCCGGUCAAAGCCGUCCGCCUCGUCACCAACCGCUCCGGCAAACCCAAGGGCCUGGCCUACGUGGAGUUCGAGAACGAGGCGCAGGCUUCUCAGGCCGUGUUAAAGAUGGACAGGACGAAGCUGGAGAACCACACGCUCUCGGUGGCUAUUAGUAAUCCUCCAUCCAGGAAGACAGAAUUCACACCAGCUCUGGGAGGCAUUAUGCCUAGGCAGUUUCAGGGCACUCGUGGAAAAGGACGCACACAGGUCUCUUUACUCCCUCGUUCCCUGCACCGUCAGAACACACCGCAGGUAAAAGCGGAGAACGGCACCUCGGCCAAGCAGCAGGACGGCAUGAGCGACGGCGUGCAAGCCGAAAACCCGGAAACAAAGCCGCUGACCAACGAGGAUUUUGCAAGGAUGCUCCUGAAAAAGUGAAAACAGAAAAAAAAACAUCCUGUUAACUUGCCUUGUGUCAGAAGCCAUUCUGUGUCCUUAAUGCGAUAUAGAGGAAGACAAGCAGUGCUUUUUUUCUUUCUUUUUUUUUUCUUUUUUUCUUUUACGUUCCGUUUCCUGUAAAUACCCGACUCCACCAAGUUCUAUCAAAAAAAAAAAAAAAAAAAAAGGUUUUAGCCGUGUAUCCUUGACACGAGUGCGUUAUUUUGUUUCUUUGAUUGGGUUUGAAAGGAAAAAUUGUCCUUUCUUUCUUUCUCUUUUUUUUUUCUUGAUGUCAAUCCGCGUGAUCCUUGUUAUUUCAAAUUUAGGCGUAAGCAAGAUUUUAGUAUUCACUACAAAAUUAUAGUGCGUUAUAAAUUAGAAUCUGUGUGUAUUUGCUAUCAGUUUGCUUUUUUUUUUUUAACACUGCUUCGGUUAGAAGGGAAAAAAACGUGAUCAGCGUAAUUUAUUUCGCAGCGCUAAAACCCCGUUGUGUUGAGAGGGGAAGAAUCCAGAACACGAAUCAUAGACAGGACUCCUUUUCUGGAUUCGAGAUCGUGGCCACAGUUUCAUGGGGGGGAGGUGAUUUGCACAAAGCCAUGAGUUUGUCGUAUCAUACAAGUCGAACCCUGUGUGGUGAUUGUAUUCGUUUUUUUUAUUUGUUGUUUUUUUAAGGUUUAUGAUCCCAGAUGUCUGACACAGCAGUUCUGCCUUACCUUGUUGGCACAGUAUUGAGAAACCCGACCGGUGUUUUCACACGAGGUUAGAAAAUUCUGUUCCGUCGGCAAACCGAACGCAAAUCUAGAACCGAGUCCAGUUGGAGAUGGGGUCAGUACGACUUCUAUAACAUGGUCAGCGGUCGGAUGGCCUUCUGUCCGGCUGAGCCGUUUGCCUUAGAUUGUUUCCUGUCUUUGUGGAAAUGAACAUUGCCGUGAUUUAAGAAUCUAUGCAGCUGUUUCAAUGCUAGAACCUUCCAUGUUGUUUUGCUCGAACGAUUCGCGUUUCCCCUCUGCCAUACUGUAUAUAACACCCACCCACCAUACCAUGUAGUAGAAGAUGAGAACGGAAGGCUCGAACCCCUUUUAAACUGCAUAUUUAUUACGUGUGAUGUAUUUUAUUUUUUUUUUUUUCGAGCCCCUCCCUCCGCCUGGUCCCUUUUUACCGAAUGUCCGUGGAGCGUUCGCCUCCCCUCGCCGGUAGGCCGUAAACCGUUUUUGUACAGCGUUUGUAUAUUUCGAUCCGAAGGAAUAGUAGCUCUAAAUAUUUGCUUCUGAUCACCACAGUGGCCUCAAUAGUAACGAGAAAAGAAGCGUGCCGUUGCAGCUCGUCCGAAUCCUCAUCCUCUUUUCGAAAUUCUUCUUGAGACCCCUUCCAAUGUCGUUGUCUUUUUUUUUAUUAUUUUAUUUUAUUUUUUGGGUCCCUUUUUCCCAUUCAUUGUUUACCUGACCGCUGAAAAUGUCGUAUGGUCGUAUUUCUUUUCCCCCUCCUUCAUACUACUUUUCCUAAAUUGUUUCAAGAUCAAUUAAACCAUACGUGAACAUCAAAA
Messenger RNA from Silurus meridionalis, 4580 nucleotides. RefSeq names its product spliceosome associated factor 3, U4/U6 recycling protein (gene sart3). Bases 185 to 3037 code for a protein of 950 amino acids. The record is from RefSeq and is a predicted model, not a curated record. Gene Ontology annotation, molecular function: RNA binding; protein binding. Gene Ontology annotation, biological process: RNA processing. Lineage: Eukaryota; Metazoa; Chordata; Actinopteri; Siluriformes; Siluridae. The transcript has 19 exons.